UUUUAAGCUUCAUUCGAUAUUCUAAUUUGGUCUUUCCUGUAUGCUGUUUUUUAUGAAGGGUAUUCUAUCCAACACAGCUAAAUUUGUAACAAUUGUGACUUACAGUCACUCCUGCACAUUUAGAUUUUCCGAUUAUGAACACAUAGGGCACCACUAAGAGUAACAGGAUUUUUUUUAACUGUAGUAUUCAAUGUCAUUCUUAGACAUCCGUGCAAGAACUGCAUUUAGACCAUUAGGAACAAAUUUAUCGUUUAAUUUUGGCCAUUCUUCAAAAAGACUAUGCCCAGUUAAACCUACUAUUCGUAACUACGCCACACCACCUAUAAAAUACCGUUUUCCUUCGUCAGCUGGAGAUGGAUAUCAGCGAUUUAAAAGCAGUGCAAACCAAUCUUUUUACAUGUCUAAACGGUUAUGGAUAUUCACUGCUACAGGUGUUGUUAUUUACGGCGGAUACUAUGUGACUCAUUUAGAAAAAGUGCCAAUUAGUGGCAGAGUGAGAUUCAUGAGCAUAACUCCAAAACAGGAAGAAGCGAUGGCUGUUAUGGCAUACAAUGAUGUGAUGCGGCAGUUUCAUAAUCGUAUCUUGCCUCCAAAUCAUCCAUAUACUUUAUUUGUUAAACGCGUUGCUAAAAGACUAGUUCAAGUAUCAGGCAUGGAGGACUUGAAGUGGGAAUUUUACGUUAUAGACUCUCCUGAAAGAAAUGCCUUUGUGCUUCCAGGUGGCAAAGUGUUUGUGUUUACAGGCAUUUUACCAAUUGUCAAAAAUGAAGAUGGAAUGGCAGCUGUUCUAGGUCAUGAAAUAGCGCAUCAGCUUGCUCGUCAUAGCGCUGAAAAAGUCAGCGUCACCAAGAUUAUUUUCGUGAUGAUGCUUACUCUACAGUUAUUUGGAAUAGACACAUCGUUCUUAUUUAACCAAUUCACUCUGAACUACUUAAUGAUGAGCCCGUUCUCUCGUAAAUGCGAGACAGAAGCCGAUGUGAUAGGAUUACAGCUUAUGGCACAGGCAUGCUUUGAGCCUAGAGAAUCACUAGAAGUGUGGAGACGAAUGUCAGCAAUUGACAAGAAUGAGCCUCCUCAAUUUUUGAGUACCCAUCCCAGCCAUAAAAAUCGUGUUGAACGUCUUGCACAAGAGAUGCCUAAUGCGUUACAAAAGCGCGAAGAUGGUGAUUGCUCAAGCGAGAUGCGGGUAUUUGCUGAUAUGUUUAGAGAUGCGCGUGUACGCUGGUAAUUCGAUACAUUCAAGUCGUAAAUAAACAAUGUAUUUUACAGAUACUGUACUUGUGGGUCUUAUCUUUGCGUACAUAGUUUAUGUAGACAUAAAAAAAUACUUGAU
This is a messenger RNA of Rhizopus microsporus ATCC 52813, 1333 nucleotides long. RefSeq lists its product as uncharacterized. Gene Ontology annotation, biological process: protein quality control for misfolded or incompletely synthesized proteins; mitochondrial protein processing. Gene Ontology annotation, cellular component: mitochondrial inner membrane. Gene Ontology annotation, molecular function: metalloendopeptidase activity. The coding region runs from base 191 to 1228 and encodes 345 amino acids. NCBI's taxonomy places the organism in Eukaryota, Fungi, Mucoromycota, Mucoromycetes, Mucorales, Rhizopodaceae. The transcript has 5 exons. The record is from RefSeq and is a predicted model, not a curated record.